Syzygium oleosum is the source of this 2046-nucleotide messenger RNA. Its product is annotated as beta-glucosidase 18-like. NCBI's taxonomy places the organism in Eukaryota, Viridiplantae, Streptophyta, Magnoliopsida, Myrtales, Myrtaceae. Gene Ontology annotation, molecular function: beta-glucosidase activity. The transcript is spliced from 13 exons. Gene Ontology annotation, biological process: carbohydrate metabolic process. The record is from RefSeq and is a predicted model, not a curated record. The coding region runs from base 139 to 1845 and encodes 568 amino acids.
AGGAGCACUGGCCCCGGUGUGCCCACUUCCCAUAAAAGCAACAGAAAGUCAUGCUUCGAAAGCCACCCAAGUUUAACUUUUUCUUCUUUUUCGCCUUGAGAACCAGAGAUGUUUUAGACCCUUUUCGCGAAUUUCGUCAUGGAGGAUGAUGAUGGGCCGUUUCGGUUGUAUUGCCGGGAACGCAACUUGGGGACGUUGACAGUUUAUUUCCAAGACAGUCGCCUAUAUAAAGCCCCACGAAGCCCCUCCAUUUUUAUCCACAGAGAAAAGCACAGCUCAAGAACGAGAAAAAAGAUGAGAUCACGAGCUUGUUCUGUUCUGUUUCUCCCUCUUCGUCUGCUAUUGAUUCAAGGUCUCUUCUUGCCGCUCGCGAGCUCAGGAAGCACCGUCCACAGAGGCCAGUUCCCUCCCUCCUUCUUGUUUGGCACCGCCACAUCCUCUUUCCAGAUUGAAGGGGCCUACCUGCAAGGUAACAAAAGCCUCAGCAAUUGGGAUGUCUUCUCACACAUACCAGGCAAAAUAGAAGAUGGAAGCAAUGCUGACGUGGCGGAUAAUCACUAUAAUCUCUUUAUGGAAGAUAUAAAGUUGAUGCAUGAUCUCGGGGUGGAUGCAUACAGAUUCUCCGUAUCUUGGUCUAGAGUUCUACCUAAGGGAAGAUUUGGGGAGGUCAAUUCAGAAGGCAUUGACUUCUACAACAAUCUCAUUGAUGCCCUUUUGGUCAGAGGUAUACAGCCGUUUGUGACGUUGAACCAUUUCGACAUUCCUCAACUGCUAGAAGACCGGUACGGUGCGUGGCUGAGUUCCGAAAUACAGCUGGAUUUCGGCUACUUUGCACAAGUUUGUUUCGAAGCUUUUGGAGAUAGAGUGACGUAUUGGACCACAUUCAAUGAGCCUAACAUAUUCAUCUAUGAUGGUUACCUCUCGGGGACUUGCCCACCCGGCCGGUGCUCCUACCCAUUUGGCAAUUGCUCCUACGGCGACUACGCUAUCGAACCCUACAUUGCGUCCCACAAUCUGGUGUUGUCCCAUGCCACGGCCGCUCAAAUUUACCAGAAGUAUUACCAGGAAAAGCAAGGAGGAAUGAUUGGUAUUGUAAUUUCUGCUGCGUGGUACGUGCCGUACAACAACACUCCGGCUGAUCGUUUGGCUGUCCAACGAACUUUAGCUUUCGAUUUUGCAUGGUUCGUAGACCCUUUAGUAUACGGAGAUUAUCCGCCCGAGAUGCGUCAAGUCGUGGGUUCAAGAUUGCCGACAUUUUCGGCAGAAGAGCAGAAGAAACUUGACGUGAAGUUGGAUUUCAUUGGAAUAAAUCACUACACGACUAAAUACGUAAAGGACUGCAUGUUCUCUUUAUGCACUUCGGCCGUCUCUCUAGGGGAGGCGUCCGUGUAUGUCACUGGAGAAAAAAAUGGAGUAUACAUCGGCGAGAGGACUGUGAUGUCGGAUUUCUUUGUCGUUCCGAAGGGCAUUGAAAGGAUUGUUACCUACGUCAAAGAAAGAUACAACAGCACGCCCAUGUUCAUCACUGAGAAUGGGUAUGCACAACCUACAGGUCCGAUCGAUGAUUCGCUGAACAACACAAAGAGAAUAGCUUACCAUGAGGGCUAUCUCGCCGUCUUAAGUGAAGUUGUGAGAAAAGGAGCAGAUGUGAGGGCAUAUUUCAUCUGGUCUCUGCUAGACAACUUCGAAUGGCUACACGGAUAUUUGAUACGAUUUGGGCUGCAUUAUGUGGACUUCCAAACACUGCAGAGAACACCCAAAUGGUCAGCGACGUGGUUUAAGGAGUUCCUCUCUGAUGACAAUAAAAUUCCAGCCAUUCGAAAAACAUCCACUUACAAAAUGUAGCAUCGGCUGUCUUUGAAACAAUUAUUAUGUUUGUAAUAAACGAAUAUCCGUGCGAUAUUGUAUUAACUUGAUCACAUGGUAAGUCAAGUUGGGGUCCUAAUUUUAGAGUGCCCCAGGUUGUGUUUGAGACAGUAAAUUGCAAAUGCUUGCGUACACAAUAGGUCUUUUACUUCUAAAAUUUGAAAGUAAGCUGUAUUUCUA